AUGGAGUGCAAGAAGUCCAACAAGAUCACAGAAAUCGUCAGGCUGCAACAAAUCCUCAAGAAAUGGAGAAAGGCAGCCAACUCAUCCAAGCCCCCCACCAACACCGCCACCACCUGUUCCACUACAACCGGGACUGCCACCACCAACAACAACAACAGCAGCGGCGGCGGCAGCAAGAGCAUAAAGUUUCUGAAGAGGACUCUGUCACUGUCAGAGAGCAGCAGCAGCAAUGCUAGCAGCGACAAUGGCACGGUGCCAAAGGGUUACCUGGCGAUCAGCGUCGGGCUGGAGCAGAAGCGGUUCACCAUCCCGACGGAGUACCUGAGCCACCCUGCAUUCCACAUCCUGCUCAGGGAGGCCGAGGAGGAGUUCGGUUUCCAGCAGGCUGGCGUCCUGAGGAUCCCUUGCGAGGUUCAGGUGUUCGAGAGCGUGGUGAAGAUUGUUGAGGAGAAGAAGGAUGGUGCUCUCUGCUUCAUGCAGCAGCAGCAGGAUUGCAGGUUCGACUUUGAAGAUGGUGCAGCAGCAGCAGGAGCAGGGUAUGGCUACUGUUCAUUGCCGGGGCAGCAAUGUAGUACUCCUGUUCAUCACCCUCAGAGCCCUAUGUGCAGAUGA
Messenger RNA from Linum tenue, 612 nucleotides. NCBI's taxonomy places the organism in Eukaryota, Viridiplantae, Streptophyta, Magnoliopsida, Malpighiales, Linaceae. The record is from the annotation of a GenBank genome assembly.